GGCGCUAGGCUGGCGGGGAGACUACAAGUCCCAGGGAGAGGCGGAGCGGGGCCCUAGGUGUACGGGAAGCGGUAGGCAGAGGUUAGCGGCGGGCAGCUUGGGGGUUUGGGUACAGGAGCCCAGGGUUAGGAGCCGCAGGUAUGCUGCGUCCCAAGGCUUUGACUCAGGUGCUAAGCCAAGCCAACACUGGAGGCGUCCAGAGCACCCUGCUCCUGAAUAACGAGGGAUCCCUGCUGGCCUACUCGGGCUACGGGGACACGGACGCCCGGGUUACCGCAGCCAUCGCGAGUAACAUCUGGGCCGCCUACGACCGGAAUGGGAACCAGGCAUUUAAUGAAGACAAUCUCAAAUUCAUCCUCAUGGACUGCAUGGAGGGCCGUGUAGCCAUCACCCGUGUGGCCAACCUUCUGCUGUGCAUGUAUGCCAAGGAGACAGUGGGCUUUGGGAUGCUGAAGGCCAAGGCUCAGGCCUUGGUGCAGUACCUGGAGGAGCCCCUCACCCAAGUAGCGGCAUCAUAAUGGGCGUUGAUGGAGGCUGGGGUCAGAAAAGAGAGAUGACCAGUCAGAGGGGCAAGGCCUCCUGGGCAAACCCUCCUGAACUGUGGGGGAAGGGUGGGCUUUUGUAUUUUCCAGAAUAAAUGUUAACUCCUGA
Messenger RNA from Marmota flaviventris (yellow-bellied marmot), 651 nucleotides. RefSeq names its product late endosomal/lysosomal adaptor, MAPK and MTOR activator 2 (gene Lamtor2). Gene Ontology annotation, biological process: positive regulation of TOR signaling. The record is from RefSeq and is a predicted model, not a curated record. NCBI's taxonomy places the organism in Eukaryota, Metazoa, Chordata, Mammalia, Rodentia, Sciuridae. Gene Ontology annotation, molecular function: molecular adaptor activity; guanyl-nucleotide exchange factor activity.